Molecule: messenger RNA, 4088 nt
Organism: Platichthys flesus (European flounder)
Lineage: Eukaryota; Metazoa; Chordata; Actinopteri; Pleuronectiformes; Pleuronectidae
Gene: slc25a16
Product: solute carrier family 25 member 16
Exons: 10
Coding region: 310-1272 (320 amino acids)
Biological process (GO): transmembrane transport
Cellular component (GO): mitochondrial inner membrane
Source: RefSeq, a predicted model, not a curated record
CACGCGACUGUUAGCAGCCGUCAGUCGACUCGGAAGCGAAGGACACUUAUUUAAGAGCAUGAAUCUCACAGCCUCUUAACAUUCAUACUGAGUCCAAACUCCUCUCUCUGUCGGUCUGUUCCUUCAGGGGAAACAGGGAGGGACAGGGUCUGGUCCGGAGUCCAUGAGGCCACGUUGGAACAGACAAGCAGGAAGGAAGCCAGAGGAGCUGCAGCUGAGGUGCGAAGGAGAAACAGCUUUCACCUCCUCUUCAUCCACACACCGCUCACAUUGUACCUCAUGGAUGUGGCAGAUUCCUGAGCAGAAAGGAUGACAUCAGAGGCCGCGGUCUCCACACCUGCUGCCAUUAGCAGCACACCCGCCAAGAGGGACUACUACUGGCUUCGCUCCUUCGUAGCUGGAGGUGUGGCAGGAUGCUGUGCCAAAAGCACCAUCGCUCCUCUGGACAGGGUCAAAAUUCUUCUCCAAGCCCACAACCCCCACUACAAACAUCUAGGAGUGUUUUCCACUAUCAAGGCUGUGCCAAAGAAAGAAGGCUUCCUUGGCUUGUACAAGGGUAACGGGGCAAUGAUGGUCAGGAUAUUUCCGUAUGGAGCCAUCCAGUUCAUGGCCUUUGACAAAUACAAAAAGCUGCUACGUAAACAGAUGGGAAUCUCUGGACACAUCCACCGCCUCAUGGCCGGCUCUAUGGCAGGGAUGACCGCGGUGAUAUUCACCUACCCCCUGGAUGUGAUCCGAGCCCGACUGGCCUUCCAGGUGACAGGAGAGCAUCGCUACACCGGCAUUGCCAACGCCUUCCACACCAUCUACCUUAAGGAGGGGGGCGUGUUGGGUUUCUACAGGGGACUUACUCCAACACUUAUUGGAAUGGCCCCUUAUGCAGGGUUCUCGUUCUUCACCUACGGCACCCUGAAGACCCUCGGCUUGAAGCAUUUCCCAGAACGGCUGGGACGCCCCUCCUCGGACAACCCCGACGUCCUCGUCCUGAAGACCCACGUCAACCUGCUCUGCGGAGGCGUUGCUGGUGCCAUCGCUCAGACAAUAUCGUACCCGUUGGAUGUUGCUAGGAGAAGAAUGCAGUUAGGAGCCGUGCUUCCUGACUCUGAGAAAUGCACAUCACUGAGCAAGACCCUGAAGUACGUGUAUAAUGGGUACGGGGUCAAGAAGGGAUUGUACCGAGGCCUUUCUCUCAACUACAUCCGCUGUGUCCCCUCCCAAGCUGUGGCCUUCACCACCUAUGAGUUCAUGAAGCAGACCCUCCACCUGAACUAGCCGCUGUUUUUAAAACCGUCCAGCUCUGCAGACCCUGCGCCCGGGCCCGCACCGAGACAUUAAGCAGCUCAGCCUCAAUGCUUCUUCACAGAGUGAUCCGAGACUCGCCCGCUACGGCUUAAACUCUUCAUAGUGGGCUUUGCCUUUUUCCUUGAGUUCACUGAAGGCACCAGGGAAGUCACUUAAUGCCGACGAAGGAAAUCGGAUAUCAAACAUUAAGGUAUUCUGUGUCUGUCCUGUUCCAGGCCCUCUUACUUCCUGUGACUUGCCGGCUCUUAAGAGUUGAUUAACUCAACCACACGACAAGUGGCUUGAUUUUGGUUUGGACGGCUUGAGGCUGUGAUUUGCUCUUCAACAAUGUUGCAGACAACACAGAAGCAUCCCUCUGAUUGUGUAGCAGCCCCCUCCUCAUUCAGACAUCAGCAACACACACACACACACACACACACACACACACACACACACACACACACACACACACACACACACACACACACACACACACACACACACACACACACACACACACACACACACACACACACACACACACACACACACACAGAGAUCUCUCUUUCUAAUUUAACCAUCAUCAUUUCCAUCGGUUUCACCUCACCCCAAAGUUUAGCUAUGUAUUUAUUGAAAUAGUAAACACUUCAGUUCUAAAGCUACACGUUGUCUUUAUUGUUUAAUGUGUCUUCAUUUUUACGGACUUGGCUAUUGUUGAAAGGUUGCUAUAAUCAUAAAUAAUAAUAGUGACAGUAAUUAUAUUCAGAUGUGUCAUAAUGUUUUGGGUAUUUGUGGUUUGCUAUAUUUUAGAAUUUGAGAUAGCUGUAACGUUUGGAGAAGAUGAAUAUAAAACACGAGCUUCAGGGUUAAAGAUGUGAAAGAAGCAGUGUCCUGUGUUGCACAUGAUUUCAGUUUUUAUUCUCGAGGCAACUUCCCUUUUAUUUGCCAAACAUUGCAUUGGGCACGAACUGUAAGUGUUUUACUUUGCUGCUCUCCGACAUUUAGUGUGUAGCUGUGAUCAGAAUGAGUUGUUUGAGAGUGUUUCAGAUGUUUUGACGUGGAUGUAGCUCCGACAUGUCUGGAGGGAUCUCAGGAGAAAUUUGCCCUUCACGACUAUAGCUUUUUCUUUGUGUAUUUAUUCAUUGGGGACUUGUUGCCACCGGGUGGCAGUAUUGAAUAUAGAUUGAAUUGUUUACCAUCAGAGCUGAUAGAACACUCACACAUAUUUCACUCUUCUCUUAUCAAAUACACUUUAGGCUCUUUGAGAUUCAUUUUCAGUUUUUUUGGUUUUGCUUAACCAAAGAAGGUUGUCAGAUAUUGAACAUAACAUUUGCAGCGAAAACACUGUUUGCAUUUAGGAAGGCUGAACAUUAACUGAAUGAGAGUGUUGUGUAUUCACAUCACUUUGCUGAACAAGCAGCCUCAUUUUUUGAGCCUCUUGCCUUCUUCUGCGUUAACCUCUUACUAUGCCGGAGUGUUUGAGGUUGAGUUUAUCCUCAUACUUCAGUUGCUGCUUCAGCCUUCAGAUGGCUGUAUAGUGUAGAUGCCUUAGAACUGUGGUUUCCAACCUGUAUGGCCUGUGUCGUUAUUAACACACCAUUCAUACACUAUCUGCACAACCUUCAGGGACAAUUUGGAGUUCCGCAUACAGACUGGGGACCUGUGGAUUGAACCGACCACCUCGUGGUUAGUGGACGACCCACUCUCUCCCCUGAGCCACAGCAGCUCAAAUGGUCAGUUUAGUUGCUGUUCAACCAUAUUGUGACUACUCAGUUAUCAUUGUGUGACCCAUUGAAAGGGGUCGAGACCUCCAGGUGGGAGAAACCACUACCUUAGAUCAUACAAAUACAAAUUGAAUUCACACAGACAUACCGCGAGAGGUUUGGUGUGAAAAAGGCUUCAGGCCCUCCUCAGUCCAAAGGCAACUCAUCAACCUGCUUUAAAAAAACAACCAACAUCUGAUCCUGAUAAACUUAAGAGAAGAAUAAGAAAUCAAGCAGUUAAAAAAAACAUACUCACAUUUUGAUGCAACUGGCACGAAUGACCUUUCAAACCAUUCAAAUGAAAAUGUCCAUUGCAGACGUAUGUAACUGUAGCAUUAGGACUGCAGCAUACGACUAUGCUCUCCACCUGUCUGAGCCUAGGAGAUCAUUACUUUUGUGUGAGUGCUGUAAACACCAGCUUCCACUCACUGUUCAUCCAUUUCUGUGUUUGGUUUCAAAUACAUGGUCUUUCAUUGUAAUUGUCAUUUUACACAUCCGUAUCAGACCAGCUCCGUUCCUGAUGCUUCACUGUAAACAGAUUGUUUUAUAAGACGAGGGAUGUUCAAUACAAUCACACGUAGAAAUGUACAUCAUUUCGCUGUACAGCUUCAUUUUCUGUUUGAUAAAAUGCCAGUUUUUGUUUCAGUGACUUGACAUGUGUAAAAACGACUUCAAGCCUUGCAUCUUUAUUUUGUCUAUGUAUAUGAGAAUGAUCUUACCGUCCUUUUUUUUUACUGAACGAGAAGGUGCAGUCACCUGGAUUUUAGAAAAUAAUAUCCGAGAGAAAAACAUAGUGAUGCAUUUCACACUUUGUGUCUCAAACCCCUGUUAAUGUCGGUGGACUCUAAAACCACUAACGGACGAUAAAGCAUUUGCAUUAAUUUCACUGCAGCUGGAAAAUACUACCUGUUGUUGUCUGAUGUCACACACAGAUUUGACUGGUAAAUGUGAUGUGUAAAAAAAGCAAAACAAUGUACGUACAAAUGUUCUUUGAUGAAUUUCAUCACCGCAUCAUCUGUGAAAUACAGGCAACCCGAAUGAAAA